Messenger RNA from Hyla sarda, 4203 nucleotides. RefSeq names its product oocyte zinc finger protein XlCOF7.1-like. The transcript has 8 exons. The coding region runs from base 154 to 3447 and encodes 1097 amino acids. Gene Ontology annotation, cellular component: nucleus. Lineage: Eukaryota; Metazoa; Chordata; Amphibia; Anura; Hylidae. Gene Ontology annotation, molecular function: RNA polymerase II cis-regulatory region sequence-specific DNA binding; DNA-binding transcription activator activity, RNA polymerase II-specific. The record is from RefSeq and is a predicted model, not a curated record. Gene Ontology annotation, biological process: regulation of transcription by RNA polymerase II.
CCUCCUCCUCCUCCAUGUGACUGAUCACAUGACAGUGACAUCAUCGCAGGUCCUGUGAGCACACGGCUCCUCUACAGAUACAGGUUUCUCCAAUCCAGGAUCCUCUGCUGAUAUCUUCUAUAUAAGAGAAUUCUCCUGGAUGACCCAUCAACCAUGGAGAGAGACAGGAACAAGAUGGCCGACAGGAUCAUAAACCUCACCCUACAGAUACUCUUCCGGCUUACUGGAGAGGAUUACACAGUAGUGAAGAAGUCCUCUAGUGGGCGCUGUGGGGCCCCUGUGUGUGAAGGAUGGGGAAGAACCCUGAGCCCAAUCCCGGGGCCCCCACCUCACUCCCUGAUACAUGAGGAAAUGGAUGAACAGAAGAUCCUAGAACUCAUCAACAAGAUGAUGGAGCUGCUGACUGGAGAGGUUCCUAUAAGGUGUCAGGACGUGGCGGUCUAUUUCUCCAUGGAGGAGUGGGAGUAUGUAGAAGGACACAAGGAUCAGUACAAGGAUCAGGUCAUGAUGGAGGAUCAGCAGCUCCUCACAUCACCAGUCAGAUCCAGUAAGAGAACAGCACCAGAGAGGUGUCCCCGUCCUCUUGAUGAGCAGAAUAUGGAGGACAUUACUACAGGGAAAGAUCUGAUCUAUAUUAAUGCUACAGACAUAAAGGAAGAAGAGACAGAUGUGAGUGGCAAUGAGCAGUAUGAGGAGAACAUUCCUACAGGAAAAUAUCUGAUCUAUAUGAACGCUACAGACAUAAAGGAAGUAAAAGAGACAGAUGUAAGCGGUGAUGAGCAGUAUAAGGAGGACAUUCCUACAGGGAAAGAUCUGAUCUAUAUUAAUGCUACAGACAUAAAGGAAGAAGAAGAGACAGAUGUGAGCGGUGAUGAGCAGUAUAAGGAGGACAUUCUUACGGGUAACCACCCAGAUUCUUGUACCAGGAGUUCAGAGGAGAAUCUUAUAUCUUCAGAUUAUAAAGCAGAUGAUGAUAUCACACAAGAUACAUAUGAAGAACAUUCCAUUAUCCCAGAUACACCCUCAGCCCUUCACAGCCAAGAUCUGUCAUCUCAUCCUUAUAUACAGGUCCUGUCUUCUCAGUCAUCACAGGAUGUUCAGCAAAAUAAAGGUCAGAGAAGGGGUGUUGGACAUCAAAAAGCUCAUUCAGGAAAUAAACCAUUUUCAUGUUCAGAAUGUGGGAAAUGUUUUACUUCUAAAUCAAGUCUUGUUAAACAUAAACAAACUCACACAGGAGAGAAGCCAUUUUCAUGUUCAAAAUGUGGGAAAUGUUUUACUGAGAAAUCAAGUCUUGUUAAACAUAAAAGAACUCACACAGGAGAGAAGCCAUUUUCAUGUUCAAAAUGUGGUAAAUGUUUUACUGAGAAAUCAAGUCUUGUUAAACAUAAAAGAACUCACACAGGAGAGAAGCCAUUUUCAUGUUCAAAAUGUGGUAAAUGUUUUACUGAGAAAUCAAGUCUUGUUAAACAUAAAAGAACUCACACAGGGGAGAAGCCGUUUUCAUGUUCAGAAUGUGGGAAAGGGUGUGUUCAAAAAUCAGAUCUUGUUAAACAUCAAAGAACUCACACAGGAGAGAAGCCAUUUUCAUGUUCAAAAUGUGGGAAAUGUUUUACUCGGAAAUCAGGUCUUCUUCAGCAUAAAAGAACUCACACAGGAAAAAAACCAUAUUCAUGCUCAGAAUGUGGGAAAUGUUCUACUAAGAAAUCAGAUCUUGUUAAACAUCAAAGAAUUCACACAGGGGAAAAGCCAUUCUCAUGUUCAGAAUGUGGGAAAUGUUUUACUCAGCAAUCGCAACUUGUUCAACAUAAAAGAACUCACACAGGGGAAAAGCCAUUUCCAUGUUUGGAAUGUGGAAAAUGUUUUGCUGAGAAAUCACAUCUUGUUCAACAUAAAAGAACUCACACAGGGGAAAAGCCAUUUUCAUGCUCAGAAUGUGGUAAAUGUUUUACUGAGAAAUCAAAUCUUGUUAAUCAUAAAAGAACUCACACAGGGGAGAAACCAUUUUCAUGCUCAGAAUGUGGUAAAUGUUUUACUGAGAAAUCAAAUCUUGUUAAACAUCAAAGAACUCACACAGGGGAGAAGCCAUUUUCAUGCUCAGAAUGUGAGAAAUGUUUUACUGAGAAAGCAAGUCUUGUUAUACAUCAAAGAACUCACACAGGAAAGAAUCCAUUUUCAUGUUCAGAAUGUGGAAAAUCUUUUUAUUUUAAAUCAAGACUUGUUAAACAUAAAAGAACUCACACAGGGGAAAAAACAUUUUCAUGCUCAGAAUGUGGAAAAUGUUUUGUUAAGAAAUCAAGUCUUGUUAAACAUCAAAGAACUCACACAGGAGAGAAUCCAUUUUCAUGUUCAGAAUGUGGAAAAUCUUUUAAUUUUAAAUCAAGACUUGUUAACCAUAAAAUAACUCACACAGGGGAAAAACCAUUUUUAUGCUCAGAAUGUGGGAAAUGUUUCACAGAGAAAUCAAAUCUCGCUAAACAUCAAAGAGAUCGCACAGGAAAGAAACCAUAUUCAUGCUCAGAAUGUGGGAAAUGUUUUACCAAGAAAUCUAAUCUUAUUCAACAUCAAAUAACUCACACAGGAGAGAAGCCAUUUUUAUGUUCAGAAUGUGGGAAUUGUUUUACUUUAAAAUCAAGUCUUGUUAAACAUCAAAUAACUCACACAGGAGAGAAGCCGUUUUCAUGUUCAGAAUGUGGGAAAUGUUUUAUUCAGAAAUCAGACCUUGUGGUACAUCAAAGAACUCACACAGGAGAGAAGCCAUUUCCAUGCUCAAAAUGUGGGAAAUGUUUUACUUUUAAAUCAAGUCUUGUUGUGCAUCAAAGAACUCACACAGGAGACAGGCCAUUUUCAUGCUCAGAAUGUGGGAAAUGUUUUACUCAGAAAUCAGACCUUGUGGUUCAUCAAAGAACUCACACAGGAGAGAAGCCAUUUCCAUGCUCAAAAUGUGGGAAAUGUUUUACUUUUAAAUCAAGUCUUGUUGUGCAUCAAAGAACUCACACAGGAGACAGGCCAUUUUCAUGCUCAGAAUGUGGGAAAUGUUUUACUCAGAAAUCAGACCUUGUGGUACAUCAAAGGACUCACACAGGAGAGAAGCCAUUUUCAUGUUCAGAAUGUGGGAAAUGUUUUACUGAUAAAUCAAGUCUUCUGAAACAUCAGAAAACUCACACAGGAGAGAAUGCAUUUUCAUGCUCAGAAUGUGGGAAAUGUUUUACUCAUCAUUCAAGUCUUAUGCAGCAUAAAAGAACUCACACAGGGGAGAAGCCAUUUUCAUGUUCACAAUGUGGGAACGGCUUUACUAAGAAAUCAAAUCUUGUUAGACAUCAAAUAAUUCACACAGGGGAGAAGCCAUUUUCAUGUGCAGAAUGUGGGAAAUGUUAUACUCAGCAAUCACAUCUUGUGAAACAUAAGAGAACUCACACAGGAGAGAAGCCAAUUCAGAGCAAUAAAUGAUGCAGAUAACACAUCUAUAUAUUAACCUCUUAGUAAAGGAAACCAUGAGCGAUGCAAUCUGUGCUUCUUAUGAAAUACUCAGACACUGUUAGAUGCUUUGCCACAGUUUUUAUUUUUCUGCUGGUCUGUCAUAUAUUUGGCAUAUGUUAUGUCGGACAGACCAGCAGAAAAAUAUAAAUUAGAAUAAUGUUACAUAAAAACAACAUUAUAAAGGCUAUAAACACUAAAACAGUGAGUGAAUCAUCUAAAUUCAGUGAAACUACUGUCGCGAGACAUUUUUUAGGAAAACAACAUAAUGUGAAGGAAGUAAGGUGACAAAUCUAAGAACAAAUUCACACUGAAGGGAAUGAGAAUAUAAAGCGCAGGCGUCUCUUGUAAAGGGAAGUAUAUUGGAAAACCUACCUGGACACGAUUUCCCCAUCUGUAGAUGAAAGCUUAUUUAUGAAUGAAUAUUGUAAUCCACCAUGUUUUGUGAAAUGCAACUAGAUGUAAAAUGACUUAUAAAUCUGUUACUUAAGAUAAUUGUAAAUGUUCCUUUAAGAGAAAUCCCUCGAUUGUGAACAGGUGGCAUCCCACCUCAAAUAUCCUGGAAUCUCAGGCUCUAGUACACAUGAGUAAGGGGGCGUUCCCCCGAAACGUCAGACCCUGAUGGCUCCCGAACAAUGAACACCAUCUCUGCUGGGACGACUAAUAACAUCUGCAGCUUCCAAUGUUACAGCUCCGAAUGUUUUACCAAAAUGAUCGAAUAAAGAAAAA